Molecule: messenger RNA, 3732 nt
Organism: Heterobilharzia americana
Lineage: Eukaryota; Metazoa; Platyhelminthes; Trematoda; Strigeidida; Schistosomatidae
Source: the annotation of a GenBank genome assembly
AAGUCAAAUUUGCGAUGUUGUAAGGCGUUUCAAGCUGUUAUGUAAAAAUAACCCUGAUAAGUCGGAAGCUGUGGCCGCCAUCGAGGUUCUUGCACACCUUCUCAAAUGUCCAGAUGUAACAACAGUUCAAGGGCUAUACGAUGUAAUGAAUGAUGCUAUUGGACGCAUGUGGGAAGAAGGUGUUAGCAAUCUCUCUGUAAUAUCGGCUUGCGAACUGUUCCAGCGCUUCAUUACUUUGGCAACAUUAGACACUGUUGGCUUUGACGAAUGCAAGAAAGUGCUUUCAGAAAGGGCUCAAAUCUUUAUUCGGAAGGUUCAUCUGAACAUUGAAUAAAACAUGGAUCUUUUGGGUUGCUACUUUACCAUGGUUAUUAAAGUGAAUCUGUAUGACAAGUCCACUCAAAGUAGGUUGGAUCAUGCAGACAACAAAUAGCAGAGAAUUUCCUGAAUUACAUUCCUAAUGGUUCAGUAGUAUUUUUGCACUCUUACUCUCGAGUUGUUCUUGCCGCUCUGUCUUAUGCAGCAUCUGCUCAAAAGUGUCUUCAUUGUUAUGUAACAACGUGUGCACCUAGUGGAUUGGGCGCAAAAAUGACGAAGGCCUUGGCCAAGCUGAAAAUUUCUUGUACUCUUGUACCAGAUACUUCGCUAGCUUAUUUGAUGCCUCAGGUUGACCUUGUUGUUCUAGGAGCUGAAGCUGUGGUGGAAAGUGGUGGAAUAUUAAAUAUGCUUGGUUCUUCAUUGAUUGCAAUGACAGCCUCUACCUUUGGGAGACCAGUGUAUGUUCUUGCUGAAUCUUUCAAAUUUAUGCGAUGUUAUCCUCUUGAUCAACGUCAUAUACCAGAUGAAUUUAAGUGGUCCCGUAAUCUUGAAUAUGGAUCAUUGUCACCAUCACCUCUUUCUAACCUAAGGGAUGAGAAUAAUUUCUACUUAGAGGGUGACGAAGAUAAAUGUGAUUUUCCAGAAAUGAGAACAGCCUGGGCUGCAGUUGAAGCGCAGAGAGUUUCUGUCAUUGAACAAAAAAUGCCUCGUGUUGAUUACACAAGUCCAUGUUACAUCACGUAUUUAAUAACAGAUCUAGGUGUGCUGACACCUUCGGCUGUCAGUGAUGAAUUGAUUAAAUUGUACUUGUGAUAAUUUAGUUGUGAAUAUAUAUCGAUCCGCAUAUUUAAUAGUUCUUUCUCAAAUCAAAUGGUCUAAAUUUCUAGGCUCCAAUGUUUUACUGUGCUUUUAUUCCUUUUUUCAGUUUCUCAAUAUGAAUGCGUAUAUAUGUCUGUAUAUCCUAAUUAAUUUAUUCAAUGUUGACAAAUUGGCAACAGCAACAAACCUGGAAGAGAAUUUUCCGGACCCUACAUCACGGUUACUAGUUAUUUUAAUUGAUGGACUAAGAUGGGAUGUAGUAGCUCGCCAUUUAGAGGAAAAAAACAGUGAAUUCGGAUUCAAAAGAUUACAAAGAAACGGUGCAUACUUGGAACGUUUUGCUCCCGUGUUUCCUGCAGAAUGCUAUCCAAAUAUUUAUUCAUUGUUUACAGGUCGCCACCCAGUUGAUCAUGGAGUUGUUCUUCCCACAUCAUUUAAUCACCAUACAACUACCGAUGGUGAACCUAUUCGUUUGCAGGCCGAAGGUCUUUGGGAAACAGGAGCAAAACAAAAUAAAGGUGUGCAUCUGUAUCAUUUACCUACGUGUUCUGGUGAUUUAAAUGCUGGCGGUGAUAACAGUUGGUUUUGUGAACCCUAUAAUCCGAAUCUUAUGAAUCCUGUCGAUUUGAAUUUCACAAUACAAAGAGCUGUGAGUGGACUACGAAACGGAAGUGCAAAUUUAGCAGUGGUAUAUUACGAUGAAUUAGAUCGAAUUGGACACAGAUAUGGUCCAUUAUCUAAUGAAUUGGUUCAUAAACACUGGGUGUACUUGGAUCAUGUGAUGGAUCAUGCAUUGAAUAUCGUCGAGUCUAUUCCAAAUUUGAAUUUAAUUGUAACUUCCGACCAUGGUAUGGCACCAGUUUCACGUAAAGCCUAUGUUGAUCGUCUUUUCAAAGGAUCUGAGUUGAGUAGAGUGCUCAAUCGAGGAAGUACAAUGUGGUUGUGGCCUAAGCCCAAAUUUGAGGAACGUGUGUACAAUCGUUUGUUCAGUCAACAGAAUAAGGAUAACUUUAUUGUGUACAACUCGUCUACAAUUCCUGUACACUGGGAGGUUACCAGUGGUAGUAAAUUAUUCCCACCAAUUCUAUUAAUUGCUGCACCUAAUUACAUAUUUAAUUCAACUGUUUGGCCGUUGAAUAUGAGUCAUUACAAUUUACAUGAACCUAAAGGUAUGCAUGGUUAUGAUCCAGAAUUGCCUGAUAUGCAUAUCCCCUUGUUCAUCUAUGGUCCAAAAUCAAAUCCUGGAGUUCAACUGAACUACACCAAAGAAAUUCGUUCAAUUCAUAUACACAGUUUAAUGGCUCACUUAGCAUCAAUUCACUUGCCUGACUAUCAGUCACUCAAUUUCUUCAGAUCACUUUUACGGAAUUACGAAGAUGAACAGGCUUCAGUACUUAGUCACCUUUACUGGUUGAAUAAAUCAUCCUUUUCAUCCUUCUUGAAUAAAGAUCGUUUCAUACCGACAUUUUUGAUUAUUACUGCAGUGUUAGCCUGCUUCUUCAUAGUGAUUGUUAGUUUGAUGAUAUUACUAUAUAUGAGAUGUCGUAUGUCAAUGAUCACCGCACAAGUCGCCUGUCAGGAUGAAUUGAACAAAGAGUUAGUUAAAUCUGAGGUGCUUUCUGAUGCUUAAGCGCGUUUUUUGUUCUUAUCAUUGACUUUCCUAGUUAACAAAUGUUGAUUAUUAUCAACAAUACUUUCUGUGUUUACAAGACGUUGCAGUUGGGAGUGUUUCGCAUAUAUCUAGUUCAAUAUUUACUUGUGUAUGUGUGAAUUUGCCUAUUGUUUUUCCAGUUAUUCCAAUUUUACACCCCUUUAUAAUCAGCUGCACCGAAAACAAUCACCAAGGCUAUAUCUCAGGAGAAGUUAUUGUUUUCACCAUCAUCAUCAUCAUCGCUUGUAGACCAUUGUGUGGAAUAAUAUUUUGCUUCCAGCUGUUUAAUCUAAAUUGCUUCCUUCAAGAUAGUGCUUUACCUAGUUCAGAUUGAAAGAGUUACCCACUCCCCACCCAUUCCUAAAAACGGCCUUUUGUAGAAUACAUUUAUACAUUGUUUAGGAUGUUAAAUUAUAGAUAACUAUCACCAUGAUUGUAUUAACAAUAAUAAUGAUAAAAUUAUUAAUAUUCUCUUAUUGUUAUUUUAUAUACACAUGCAUAUAUAAUAUUCUCUAGUAUUCAGUAGUUCAGAUGAUAUGUCUUUAACAGCCUUACCAUUUUCUCUUCACCAUGUUGAUUAUCUGCUUCACUGGCAUAUCUUUUAAUUUUCCCCUGUCACCACUUCAAUAACACCUAGUCUUCUUUUGCCAUUUUUCCACUGAUGACAUUCACCUUUCUAAACAUCUGUAUCCGCGCCCCACACGUCUAUACAUAUUCGUUUGUUUUUCUUUUUCAAGAUUUCUCUUAUUGGUUUUUUUGUUAUUGACUGAAUGAUGAUUUCACACUAUGAUCUUACGUUUUGGUGAUGAUAAUACAAAGGCUUUUAGGGUAUGUGUGCGUUUGAAAUUGCUUACCUCUUUGCUUCUUUCUAUUGCUAUCUGUUUUUAUUGUACCAUAAUAGAGUACAAUAUAGAUGAAGAAUAAUGGUCCUUCAUUUUGGAGAA